Messenger RNA from Ctenocephalides felis (cat flea), 1350 nucleotides. RefSeq names its product serine--tRNA synthetase-like protein Slimp (gene Slimp). The transcript has a single exon. Gene Ontology annotation, cellular component: mitochondrion. The coding region runs from base 19 to 1350 and encodes 443 amino acids. NCBI's taxonomy places the organism in Eukaryota, Metazoa, Arthropoda, Insecta, Siphonaptera, Pulicidae. Gene Ontology annotation, molecular function: tRNA binding; serine-tRNA ligase activity; ATP binding. The record is from RefSeq and is a predicted model, not a curated record. Gene Ontology annotation, biological process: seryl-tRNA aminoacylation.
AAAAAUUUAUAAAAAACCAUGUUUAAGUCUAAACUAUUUUCUUUCACCACCAAAAUAAUUAAACCUAGAUUUUAUUCCUCGGCUUUGUACGUAACAGGAGACAAAGCUACGGCCACAUGCGCCCUACUAACACCUUAUAUAGACUUAAAAAAUUUUGAAAAUAAUUUUGAUAACUUUACCAACAAUGCAAAACACAGACAUCUUGAUGUAGAUUUCGGGGAGUUACAAAAAUUAUGGUUUUUGUACCAAGAUUUGGACAAAACACGCCGAAAAUUGGACGCGUGCAGAACCAGCAUCGCCGAUAAAGUUAAAACACUCGACAAAUCCGGUGACGAAUUUACUAAAUUAAUCAACCAGGGUAAAAUUGUAAGGGAUGAUUUGAAAAUGCUUAAGGAUUGUUUUCAACCCGUGCAGGAGAAUUUAGUAACACAAUUGUUAAGGUUACCGAAUGUUUUACAUGAAUUGACGCCUUUGGAAGAUGCGCGUGUGGAUUUUACAUUUUUGGACAAGCCCGGACACAAAUCGGAACACCAUACCGCCGUAGGCGGUAAAUUAGGGCUUCUAAAUUUUAUGAACCAGUAUUCGUACUAUUUGCUGAACGAUGCAGCACUUUUGGAAAUCGAUUUUAUUACCCACGUCAAUAGAUAUUUAGAUCAACACGAUUUCAUACCCUUCACCCUACCGGAUUUUGCACGUAGUGCAAUUUUGGAAGGUUGCGGUGUAGAUUACACAAACCUAAACCAAUUUUUCACAAUCCAAGACCCUGAUGGUUCCGACCAAGAUAUUAGCAAGUUGCACUUGGUCGGUACGGCAUCCUUGUACAGUUUUAUGGCAUAUCACACCAAAUUAAUGUUGUACCCUUCAGCGUUUCCCUUAAACUACUACAGUUCCGGACGCCAAUACAAACCCUCAACAAACAUCGACAAAGGUUUGCUGGAACCUUCGCAAAGUACUUGCUUCCAAAUAUUCACCGCGACUUUACAAUCCCAAGAACAAAUGGAACAAGAGUUUUUGAAGCUCCAAAAUUUAUGUACCAAUUUAUAUAAAUCGUUUACCAAUUACCAUUUUAGAGUCGUUUACCAGCCGGCGUGGAUGUUGGAUAAAAGUGAAUCUUGUAGAUUGAGUUUCCAAAUGUUUUCCUCGCAUUUUCAAGAGUAUGUGGAAGUUGGUCAUCUUUCAAUGUAUGAUGAUUAUAUUAGUAAGCGUUUGUUGUUUACAUAUAAGGAAGGGAAGGUUAAUGUUUUUCCUAAAGUUAUUUCGGGGACUGUUGUUAAUUUUGCGAAAGUUUUUGCGUGUGUUUUGGAGAAUUAUCCGGAUAGACUAGUUGUUCCGGAUGUCAUAAAUAUUUAG